AUGGGAGAAGGCAGGAUUCCAAGGCGCGUUGUCCCUCAGCAGCUCGCGCGAGAUCUCUGCUGCGCCCAACCGGCUCGGGUGGGUGCUGCUGGGGCGGGGUGAGAGGGACCCGGAGGGAGUCGCCAUGUUGCUGGCGGUCGGGGCUCGGCGCCUGAGGCGGGCGGCUUCAUUGCUCCAGCGAUUUCAGAGUACAUUGGUAAUAGCUGAACACACAAAUGAGUCUCUUACACCCAUUACGCUAAAUGCUAUCACUGCAGCAAAGCGGCUUGGAGGUGAAGUAUCUUGUUUAGUAGCUGGUACCAGCUGUGACAAAGUAGCAGAAGAGCUCAGCAAAGUACAGGGCAUUGCAAAAGUUCUAGUGGCCCAGCAUGAUGUAUACAAAGGAUUUCUACCAGAGGAGCUGACUCCAUUGAUUUUGGCAACUCAAAAACAGUUUAAUUACACUCACAUCUGUGCUGGAGCAUCUGCCUUUGGGAAGAAUCUUCUUCCCAGAGUGGCAGCUAAACUUGAUGUUGCCCCUAUUUCUGACAUCAUUGAGAUUAAAUCACCUGACACUUUUGUGAGAACUAUUUAUGCAGGAAAUGCUCUGUGUACUGUGAAGUGUGAUGAAAAAGUAAAAGUGUUUUCUGUACGGGGAACCUCUUUUGAGGCUGCACCAGUGAGUGGUGGUAGUGCUACUGUAGAAAAAGCAGUAACGGCGUCAUCACCAGUUGGUCAGUCUGAAUGGAUUGAGCAGAAGCUAACAAAAAGUGAUCGGCCAGAGCUCACGAGUGCAAAGGUGGUCGUAUCGGGUGGGCGAGGUUUGAAGAGUGGUGACAACUUCAAACUGUUAUAUGACCUUGCAGAUCAGUUGCAUGCUGCAGUUGGUGCUUCCCGUGCAGCAGUUGAUGCUGGCUUUGUUCCCAAUGACAUGCAGGUUGGACAGACAGGCAAAAUAGUAGCACCAGAACUUUAUAUUGCUGUUGGAAUAUCUGGAGCAAUCCAGCAUUUAGCAGGGAUGAAAGACAGCAAGAUCAUAGUUGCUAUUAAUAAGGAUCCAGAAGCGCCGAUUUUCCAGGUUGCGGACUACGGAUUGGUAGCAGAUUUAUUUAAGGUAGUUCCUGAGCUGACUGAAGCAUUAAAGAAAAAGUGAAAGCACCCUUCAAAUUUGAAGAAACAAAAAUCUGUGUGCAAUGCCACUGAGUUGCUGGUUUCAGGAAGAUUUUGAAACAAUGAAAAACUGUACAAAUUGUCUAAAUUCUAACUCUGAAUAUCUUUUGUGUACUGCACUCAUUCACCUUUUCAGCUACUGUUGGACUGCAAACAGUUCUGAUUUUUUUCCAAUUCUGUAAUAAAACAUACAAUAUAAAAUCUA
Molecule: messenger RNA, 1354 nt
Organism: Chelonoidis abingdonii (Abingdon island giant tortoise)
Lineage: Eukaryota; Metazoa; Chordata; Testudines; Testudinidae
Gene: ETFA
Product: electron transfer flavoprotein subunit alpha
Biological process (GO): fatty acid beta-oxidation using acyl-CoA dehydrogenase
Cellular component (GO): mitochondrion
Molecular function (GO): flavin adenine dinucleotide binding; electron transfer activity
Source: RefSeq, a predicted model, not a curated record